This is a messenger RNA of Ostreobium quekettii, 2112 nucleotides long. NCBI's taxonomy places the organism in Eukaryota, Viridiplantae, Chlorophyta, Ulvophyceae, Bryopsidales, Ostreobiaceae. The record is from the annotation of a GenBank genome assembly.
AUGGCAACCAUCUUUGGUUUCAACCUUGUCGUUCGAGCUGGACCCAACAGGGCAGAGGUGAAGCCCAUCCCCAUCCAAGUUGCUGCACAUGAAGGUGACAAUGACCAUGGGGAUGACCCAGCUGCAGCCUCACCCCUGCUCUUUGGCCAGUCCACACCAUUGUUGGGAGUGCUGGGGCAUCUGCACCCAGUGGACGACGAGCCGCAUGCACUGUCGUUUGAAGAUGGUGAGGGCACUCGAAAGGUGAAGGGCCGUGGUUCUAUCCAAGCGUUCACACACAUGUCUACCUGGGGUGGCAGCCAAGGGACAGAUGCACACGGUGGCAGUCACGAAGGUGCUGUCACGAGCUGCACAGAUCUUGGAGAGGGCGCCAAUGGGGAGAGCUCAACAAAGGUGAAGGGCCGUGGUGCAGUGCGGGCAUGUGUCUGCACAACAAACUGGCCCAGCAGCAGCGAAAGGGAUGGCAGCCGCGAUUGUGAUUUGGAUGUGGAGGAGAGUGUGAGUGCAGAGGGCGCUGAGGGCCACAGGGGCAGGGAAAAGGGGUCCAGAAAACUGAGCAACCGAGGGGAAGUGCAGGCCUUCAUGAGGCUGGCUGGAUGGGCCUUCAAUUCCAGCAGUCCCGGGAACAGGCAGCCGACAGGCUGUGCCAUUGCAGCUGGUUCAAGACCUGACAACAGUCAGAGUCAUGCCAGGGAAUCUGACAAAUCUGGAGCCAUGGAUGUGACUGUGGGGAAGGAGCUAAAAGCUGGGGAGGCUCUUGUGAGGGGACGGGGCCCCGUCCGGUUCUUGGGCUCUGAAGAGCCUGCGUUGACAAAUGCUUCCCAGUCAGGAAUGGCUGUGGAUCGGCCCAUAGUUGGGAGUGUGGGUGGACCUGAUCCCAACCGCCCACGAGAUGCUGCCCACGGACCAGCGCGCUCAGCAAAGACAGAGUCACGGCUGGCCGACACACAGGACAAUGUGCACUCCAAGUGCUACACUGACCGGUGGCAGCCUUCAGAUACCGUUCUUGAUGGGAAUAGCAGAGGCAGCAGUGGACAAGAAGGGGAGGAGGACUCACCUGGCUUUAGUGGCAGGGAACCUGAGCAUGGGGACCACACACACAGUGUUUUGCAUGUUCAGUCCCACAAGCAGAUUCGCUAUGUGACAACAGCCACAAGUGUUCGUGAUCAAGAGCAUCUGAAUCACAAAGGAACUGGUAGGGAGCUUUCUGGCACAAGUGGCGAAGCUGAUUCUGAAGCUUCUGAUCCCCGUCCACAACCACUCGACCUUUUCCAACAGAUGGUUCCACCAGAACAAGGAGAUGCGGGCUUGACACCCACUGAAAAGGAGGCAAUGGCACUGCAAGCACUUAGAGACAAGUGGAAACUUCUGCGACCAAUCCAGAGGAAGUCAGAUGAUGCCAGAACUGACCAUGAUGCUCAAGGCGUUCAGGACACCAGGAAUGCCGAAGCAGAAAUGGGAAAACUGAACAGACAACGGAUUAUGUGCUGUGGGGAUGGUGACAAAUGCCAAUCAUUGCAACGGACAUCGCACAAAAAGUCGAAGGCUAAAAAGAGGAACAGGGACGUUGAAGUGUCUCACCGGGACAGACCUGACGAGGGCAAGGCCACAUGUCAUCUUGGCAACGGAUUCCAAGACCGAUGGCCCCAGUCUUCCUUGCUGCCAGUUGCUGGUUCAAGGAGGAAAAGAGGCCACUCCUCUGCCAAGGCUGGGACUUCAAGAAUUGGAGAGGAACAUUCGUACGACCAUGGGCAAACUCCCUGCCUAGUUGAAGUAGUAUCAGACCAGGGAAGCCCUCAGUCAUAUUCUCACAACAGUGACAUGGAUGUCACCACUGAGCAGGAACAACCACAAAGGCAGACAAAGCUGAAGAAACGCAAAAGGCAAGCAGGGAAAGUGAGGGAUCGUGGACACAGGCACCAGUACCAGCCAUGCCUUGAGGACGACUGGCAGGGUCGUUGGCUGAUGAGCAGUCCUGACACCCCUGCACAGAAGGCCAAGCGAAGGGUGGCCCCCCCUUUGCAUGAAGACAACAGCUUGUCUGUUAGUCGAACAGAGGACCUGUCUACGAGCCCAGUCGUGGAUCCCUUUGACAGAUGGGACAGUGGUUAG